This is a messenger RNA of Harpia harpyja (harpy eagle), 1787 nucleotides long. RefSeq lists its product as uncharacterized. Bases 430 to 1785 code for a protein of 451 amino acids. Lineage: Eukaryota; Metazoa; Chordata; Aves; Accipitriformes; Accipitridae. The transcript is spliced from 5 exons. The record is from RefSeq and is a predicted model, not a curated record.
CACCGUUGGGAUUUGGCUUUCCGACAUCCAGCACUGCCGGGGUCUGGCAAUCCGGCACCACCAGGAAUUGGCUCUUGGACAUCGAGCACUGCCAGGAUCCAGUGCUAUGGCACCACUGGGAUUCGGCUCUCCGGCACUGCCGGGCUCUUGCUCUUUGCCAUCGAGCUCCACGGCACCGCAGCGGCCCAGCUCACCAGCAUCAUCGGGGGGGUCUGGAUUGCCGGCACCGGCCGGAUCCGGUUCUGCGGCACCGCCGGAGGCACGUGUGGUGGUAGGCGCAGGCGUGUGGCAGGGCUGUGUCCCCUCUGUGUCCCUCUGUCUGUGUGUCCCUGGCCCCGUGUACAUCCUGGGGUCCGUGUCCAUCCGUGUCCCUGUGUCCGUGUCGCUCCACAUGUCCCCACGUCAGUCCAUGGCUCUCCACCUGUCCCUAUGUCCAUCUCUGUCCCUGUGUCCCUCAGUGUCCCUCUGUCCAUCUAUGUCCCUCCACGUCCCCAUGUCUGUGCCCCUCUGCGUCUCCCCAUGUCCCUCUGUCCCUCCACGUAUCCCUCCACAUCCCCAUAUUUGUCCCUCUGUGUGUCCCCACAUCCCUCCAUGUCCCUCUGUGUCCCCAUGUCCAUCGUGUCCCCACAUCUGUGUCCCUCCCCGUCCCCACAUCCCUCCGUGUCCCCACACCAUCCACAUCCCUGUGUCCCUCUGUGUGUCCCCGUCAUCCAUAUUCCACGUCUGUCCCUCUGUGUCCCCCUCCAUGUCCCAUCAUGUCCCUCUGUCCAUCUAUGUCCCUCCAUGUCCCUCCAUAUCCCCAUAUUUGUCCCUCUGUGUGUCCCCAUGUCAAUCCAUGUCCCUCUGUCCGUGUGUCCCCAGGUCCAUCCAUGUCCCCACAUCUGUGUCCCUCCCCAUCCCCACAUCCCUCUGUGUCCCCACACGGUCCACGUCCCCGUGUCCCUCCGUGUGUCCCCGUGUCCUUCCCUGUCCCCCCAUCAUCCAUGUCUGUGCAUCCCCGUGUCCAUCCCCAUCCCUCGCUGUCCCCCCACGGCCACCCGUGUCCCCACGUCCUCCACGUCCCCGUCUCCCUCCCCACCCCUGUUAUUCCCAUCUCCCUCCCCACAUCCCCGCCCCGCUGUCGCCCACGCCUGGGCCGUCCCGCACGCCUCUCACACGCCUCGCACACGCCUCCCACACGCCAUGGCGCCCUCGGGGCCACCGGAACGGGGCCCGCUGGCCCGACUGGCGCGAGAAACCUCAUGCCCGACCUGCGGGCAACCGCUACGGGACCCCGUCCUUUUUGCCUGUAACCAUAGCUGCUGCCGUCGCUGCCUGCCCGUUGCCCGUCCCGGGGAACCCGUCGCCGCCUUAUCCUGCCCGCGGUGCUGCCUGCCCUGCUCCCCUCGCCGUCUCCGUACCCCCGUGGCUUUGGCCGUGGAGAGUCGCAUCGCCCAACGUUUGGUUCGGGGAAAUCCCGGCCACCCUCGCCGGCCGCAGCGCUGCAGCCUGGGGGCCCAGCUCCGAGCCGACGCCGCACCCCCCCCAUGCCCCCCAUCCCCCAAGGAGCCACCUGGGGGAGGGGGGGAGCCCCCCCAAAAGCUGCCCCCCCUCCUCCUCUUCACUGAUGCCCCCCCAAUAAACGCCGUCUCCCCCCCCACCACGAGCGCCACGGCAGCGGUCGCAGCGGUGCCACCUUUAAUGCCCACAGGUGCCAUGGAGUGCGGGGCGGGGGGCAUGAUUUUGGGAGGGGGGCACCCCAAAAUGGCCCCCCCAAACACUGGGUGCGUCUGGGGUGGGGGGUGAGG